AUGUCUACAUGUAAAUGCCAUCACUACAACCACAGACCCAGCCACAACGAUGGCUGCCACCACCACCACCACAGCCCCAGCAACUACAACAACGACGGCGGCCACUACCACCACAGCCCCAGAAACUACAACAACGAUGGUUGCCACCACCACCACCACAGCUGCCACCACCACCACCACAGCCCCAGCAACUACAACAACAAUGGCAGCCACAACAACAACGACGGCUGCCACCACCACCACAGCCCCAGCCACAACAACGACGACUGCCACAACAACAACGACAUCAGCCACCACAACCACAUCCCCAGCCAGUACAACAACAACGGCAGCCACUACCACCACACUCCCAGGCACUACAACAACGACAGCUGCCACCACCACCACAGCUGCAACCACCACCACAGCCCCAGCCACUACAACAACGAUGGCUGCCACCACCACCACAGCCCCAGCCACUACAACAACAACGCUGCCACCACCACCACAGCUGCCACCACCACCACAGCGCCAGCCACUACAACAACGAUGGCAGCGACCACCACCACAGCCCCAGCCACUACAACAACGACGGCUGCCACGACCACCACAGCCCCAACAACUACAACAACGACUGCAGCCACGACCACCACAACCCCAACAACUACAACAACGACAGCAGCCACUACCACUACACCUGCCACCUCCACCACAGCCCCAGCCACUACAACAACGGCAGCCACGACCAUGACAGCCCCAACAACUACAACAACGACAGCAGCCACUACCACUACACCUGCCACCACCACCACAGCCCCAGCCACUACAACGACGUCAGCCACCACAACCACAGCCCCAACCACCACAACAACGACGGCUGCCCCGACCACAGCAGCCCCAACAACUACAACAACUACGGCAGCCACGACCACGACAACCCCAACAACUACAACAACGACGGCUGCCACCACCACCACGGCUGCCACCACCACCACAGCCCCAGCCACUACAACGACGGCAGCCACUACCACCACAGCCCCAACAACUACAACAACUACGGCAGCCACGACCACGACAACCCCAACAACUACAACAACGACGGCUGCCACCACCACCACGGCUGCCACCACCACCACAGCCCCAGCCCUUACAACGACGGCAGCCACUACCACCACAGCCCCAACAACUACUACAACGACGGCUGCCACCACCACCACAGCCCCAACAACUACAACAACGACUGCUUCCACCACCACCACAGCUGCCACCACAACACCAACAACUACAACAGCCCCAAUCACAACAAUAACGACGGCAACCACUACCACCACAGCCCCAGCUACUACAACAACGACGGCUGCCACCACCACCAUAGCCCCAGCCACUACAACAACGACUGCUGCCACCACAACCACGGCUGCCACCACAACCACCACAGCAGCCCCAACAACUACAACAACUACGGCAGCCACGACCACGACAACCCCAACAACUACAACAACGACGGCUGCCACCACCACCACGGCUGCCACCACCACCACAGCCCCAGCCACUACAACGACGGCAGCCACUACCACCACAGCCCCAACCACUACAACAACUACGGCAGCCACGACCACGACAACCCCAACAACUACAACAACGACGGCUGCCACCACCACCACGGCUGCCACCACCACCACAGCCCCAGCCCUUACAACGACGGCAGCCACUACCACCACAGCCCCAACAACUACUACAACGACGGCUGCCACCACCACCACAGCCCCAGCCACUACAACUACAACAACGACGGCAGCAACCACCACCACAGCCCCAGCCACUACAACAACGACUGCUUCCACCACCACCACAGCUGCCACCACAACACCAACAACUACAACAGCCCCAAUCACAACAACAACGACGGCAACCACUACCACCACAGCCCCAGCUACUACAACAACGACGGCUGCCACCACCACCACAGCCCCAGCCACUACAACAACGACUGCUGCCACCACCACCACGGCUGCCACCACAACCACAUCCCCAGCCACUACAACAACAACGGCAGCCACUACCACCACAGCCCCAACAACUACAACAACUACGGCAGCCACGACCACGACAACCCCAACAACUACAACAACGACGGCUGCCACCACCACCACGGCUGCCACCACCACCACAGCCCCAGCCACUACAACGACGGCAGCCACUACCACCACAGCCCCAACAACUACAACAACUACGGCAGCCACGACCACGACAACCCCAAUAAUUACAACAACGACGGCAGCCACUAGCACUACACCUGCCACCACAACCACAGCCCCAACAACUACAACAACGACGGCUGCCACCACCACCACAGCGCCAACAACUACAACGACUGCAGCCACCACCACCACAGCCCCAGCCACUACAACAACGACGGCUGCCACCACCACCACAGCCCCAACAACUACAACAACGACGGCAGCAACCACCACCACAGCCCCAGCCACUACAACAACGACUGCUUCCACCACCACCACAGCCCCAGCCACUACAACGACGUCAGCCACCACAACCACAGCCCCAACCACUACAACAACGACGGCUGCCCCGACCACAGCAGCCCCAACAACUACAACAACUACGGCAGCCACGACCACGACAACCCCAACAACUACAACAACGACGGCUGCCACCACCACCACGGCUGCCACCACCACCACAGCCCCAGCCACUACAACGACGGCAGCCACUACCACCACAGCCCCAACAACUACAACAACUACGGCAGCCACGACCACGACAACCCCAACAACUACAACAACGACGGCUGCCACCACCACCACGGCUGCCACCACCACCACAGCCCCAGCCCUUACAACGACGGCAGCCACUACCACCACAGCCCCAACAACUACAACAACGACGGCUGCCACCACCACCACAGCCCCAACAACUACAACAACGACGGCAGCAACCACCACCACAGCCCCAGCCACUACAACAACGACUGCUUCCACCACCACCACAGCUGCCACCACAACACCAACAACUACAACAGCCCCAAUCACAACAACAACGACGGCAACCACUACCACCACAGCCCCAGCUACUACAACAACGACGGCUGCCACCACCACCACAACCCCAGCCACUACAACAACGACUGCUGCCACCACCACCACGGCUGCCACCACAACCACAUCCCCAGCCACUACAACAACAACGGCAGCCACUACCACCACAGCCCCAACAACUACAACAACUACGGCAGCCACGACCACGACAACCCCAACAACUACAACAACGACGGCUGCCACCACCACCACGGCUGCCACCACCACCACAGCCCCAGCCACUACAACGACGGCAGCCACUACCACCACAGCCCCAACAACUACAACAACUACGGCAGCCACGACCACGACAACCCCAAUAAUUACAACAACGACGGCAGCCACUACCCCAGCCACUACAACAACGACGGCUGCCACCACCACCACAGCCCCAACAACUACAACAACGACGGCAGCAACCACCACCACAGCCCCAGCCACUACAACAACGACUGCUUCCACCACCACUACAGCUGCCACCACAACACCAACAACUACAACAGCCCCAAUCACAACAACAACGACGGCAACCACUACCACCACAGCCCCAGCUACUACAACAACGACGGCUGCCACCACCACCACAGCCCCAGCCACUACAACAACGACUGCUGCCACCACCACCACGGCUGCCACCACAACCACAUCCCCAGCCACUACAACAACAACGGCAGUCCCUACCACCACAGCAGCCCCAGCCACUACAACAACGACGGCUGCCACAACCACAGCAGCCACCACCACCACAGCCCCAACAACUACAACAACGACGGCAGCAACCACCACCACAGCCCCAGCCACUACAACAACGACGGCUUCCACCACCAGCACAGCUGCCACCACAACUACAACAGCCCCAACCACAACAACAACGACGGCAGCCACUACCACCACAGCAGCCCCAGCCACAGCCCCAGCUACUACAACAACGACGGCUGCCACCACCACCACAGCCCCAACAACUACAACAACGACUGCUGCCACCACCACCACGGCUGCCACCACCACCACAGCCCCAGCCACUACAACAACGACGGCAGCCACGACCACGACAACCCCAGCCACUUCAACAACGACUGCAGCCACGACCACCACAACCCUAACAACUACAACAACGACGGCAGCCACUACCACUACACCUGCCACCACCACCACAGCCCCAGCCACCACUACAACAACGACGCCUGCCACCACCAACACGGUUGCCACCACCACCACAGCUCCAGCCACUACAACAACGACGGCUGCCACCACCACCACGGUUGCCACCACCACCACAGCCCCAGCCACUACAACAACGACGGCUGCAACCACAACCACAGCCCCUACAACUACAACAACGACGGCUGCCACCAGCACGACAGCCCCAACAACUACAACAACGACGGCAGCCACUACCACCACAGCCCCAACAACUUCAACAACGACAGCAGCCACUACCACUACACCUGCCACCUCCACCACAGCCCCAGCCACUACAACGACGGCAGCCACUACCACCACAGCCCCAACAACUACAACAACGACGGCAGCCACUACCACCACAGCAUCCCCAGCCACAGCCCCAACUACUACAACAACGACGGCUGCCACCACCACCACAGCUGCCACCACCACCACAGCCCCGGCCUCUACAACAACGACGGCUGCCACCACCACCACAGCCCCAGCAACUACAACAACGACUGCUGCCACCACCACCACAGCCCCAGCCACUACAACAACGACGGCUGCAACCACAACCACAGCCCCUACAACUACAACAACGACGGCAGCCACGACCACGACAGCCCCAGCAACUACAACAACGACCGCUGCCACCACCACCACAGCCCCAACCACUACAACAACAACGGCAGCCACCACCACCACAGCCCCAGCCACUACAACAACGACGGCUGCAACCACAACCACAGCCCCUACAACUACAACAACGACGGCUGCCACGACCACGACAGCCCCAACAACUACAACAACGACGGCAGCCACUACCACCACUGCCCCAACAACUUCAACAACUACGGCAGCCACGACCACGACAACCCCAAUAACUACAACAACGACGGCAGCCACUAGUACUACACCUGCCACCACAACCACAGCCCCAACCAUUACAACAACGACGGCUGCCCCGACCACAGCAGCCACUACCACCACAGCCCCAGCCACUACAACAACGACGGCUGCCACCACCACCACAGCCCCAACAACUACAACAACGAUGGCAGCAACCACCACCACAGCCCCAGCCACUACAACAACGACGGCUUCCACCACCAGCACAGCUGCCACCACAACCCCAACAACUACAACAGCCCCAAUCACAACAACAACGACGGCAACCACUACCACCACAGCCCCAGCCACAACAACAACAACUGCAGCCACGACCACCGCAACCCCAACAACUACAACAACGACAGCAGCCACUACCAUUACACCUGCCACCACCACCACAGCCCCAGCCACUACAACGACGUCAGCCACUACCACCACAACCCCAACAACUACAACAACUACAGCAGCCACGACCACGACAACCCCAACAACUACUACAACGACGACUGCCACCACCACCACAACUACAACAACGACUGCUGCCACCACCACCACUGCUGCCACCACCACCACAACCCCAACCACUACAACAACGACGGCAGCCACCACCACCACAGCCCCAGCCACUACAACAACGACGGCUGCAACCACAACCACAGCCCCUACAACUACAACAACAACGGCAGCCACGACCACGACAGCCCCAACAACUACAACAACGACAGCAGCCACCACCACCACUGCUGCCACCACCACCACAACCCCAACCACUACAACAACGACCACUACACCUGCCACCACAACCACAGCCCCAACAACUACAACAACGACGGCUGCCACCACCACCACAGCCCCAACAACUACAACAACGACGGCAGCCACCACCACCACAGCUGCCACCACAACACCAACAACUACAACAGCCCCAAUCACAACAACAACGACGGCAACCACUACCACCACAGCCCCAGCUACUACAACAACGACGGCUGCCACCACCACCACAGCCCCAGCCACUACAACAACGACUGCUGCCACCACCACCACAGCAGCCCCAGCCACUACAACAACGACGGCUGCCACAACCACAGCAGCCACCACCACCACAGCCCCAACAACUACAACAACGACGGCAGCAACCACCACCACAGCCCCAGCCACUACAACAACGACGGCUUCCACCACCACUACUACAACAACGACGGCUGCCACCACCACCACAGCCCCAGCCACUACAACAACGACUGCUGCCACCACCACCACGGCUGCCACCACCACCACAGCCCCAGCCACUACAACAACGACGACAGCCACGACCACGACAACCCCAGCCACUACAACAACGACUGCAGCCACGACCACCACAACCCCAACAACUACAACAACGACGGCAGCCACUUCCACUACUCCUGCCACCACCACCACAGCCCCAACCACUACAACGACGGCAGCCACUACCACUACACCUGCCACCACCACCACAGCCCCAGCCACAACAACAACGACGGCUGCCACCACCACAGCAGUCACCACCACCACAGCCCCAGCCACUACAGCAACGACGGCAGCAACCACAACCACAGCCCCAGUCACAACAACAACGACGGCAGCCACCACCACCACAACCCCAACAACUACAACAACGACUGCUUCCACCACCACCACAGCUGCCACCACCACCACAGCCCCAACCACAACAACAACGACGGCUGCCACCACCACAGCAGUCACCACCACCACACCCCCAGCCACUACAGCAACGACAGCAGCCACCACCACCACAGCCCCAGCCACAACAACAACAACGGCAGCCACGACCACCACAACCCCAACAACCACAACAACGACAGCAGCCACUACCACUACACCUGCCACCACCACCACAGCCCCAGCCACUACAACGACGGCAGCCACUACCACCACAGCCCCAACAACUACAACAACGACGGCUGCCACCACCACAGCAGUCACCACCACCACAGCCCCAGCCACUACAGCAACGACGGCAGCCACCACAACCACAGCCCCAGUCACAACAACAACGACGGCAGCCACCACCACCACAACCCCAACAACUACAACAACGACUGCUUCCACCACCACCACAGCUGCCACCACCACCACAGCCCCAACCACAACAACAACGACGGCUGCCACCACCACAGCAGUCACCACCACCACACCCCCAGCCACUACAGCAACGACAGCAGCCACCACCACCACAGCCCCAGCCACAACAACAACAACGGCAGCCACGACCACCACAACCCCAACAACCACAACAACGACAGCAGCCACUACCACUACACCUGCCACCACCACCACAGCCCCAGCCACUACAACGACGGCAGCCACUACCACCACAGCCCCAAAAACUACAACAACUACGGCAGCCACGACCACGACAACAACGACGGCUGCCACCACCACAGCAGUCACCACCACCACAGCCCCAGCCACUACAGCAACGACGGCAGCCACCACCACCACAGCCCCAGCCACAACAACAACAACGGCAGCCACGACCACCACAGCUGCCAGCACCACCACAGCCCCAGUCACUACAUCAACUACGGCUUCCACCACCACCUCGGCCCCUGCCACUACCUCAAUUACAGUUGCCACCACCACCUUAGCCCUGACCUCCACGUCAGCGACGUCCUCCACCACCCCCAUAUUUGUUGUUUUCCGAUCCAUUCAAAGCAAUUUUACAACAGACUUGUUGAAUUCAUCAUCUGAAGCUUUCAAAACACGAGCUGCAUCUAUAAAGGCACAGAUUGAACCUCCUUACAGAUUGGCGUUCCCUUCUUCUUUUGUCUCCUUGAAUGUUGUGAGCUUCAGGCAGGGAUCAGUCAUCAACACGAUAGAACUUCAGUUUGUAAACACAUCUGUACCAAACAACACUGAGAUUGGAAAUGUUUUGAACAGUACAGCCUCAAACGUUACAGGCUUUGACAUUGAAAGGGCCUCCAUCGCUGUCAAUGACACAGAAAAAGACUAA
Molecule: messenger RNA, 8133 nt
Organism: Pelmatolapia mariae (spotted tilapia)
Lineage: Eukaryota; Metazoa; Chordata; Actinopteri; Cichliformes; Cichlidae
Product: mucin-2-like
Exons: 11
Coding region: 1-8133 (2710 amino acids)
Source: RefSeq, a predicted model, not a curated record